Messenger RNA from Ooceraea biroi (clonal raider ant), 3028 nucleotides. Its product is annotated as probable ATP-dependent RNA helicase DDX17. Lineage: Eukaryota; Metazoa; Arthropoda; Insecta; Hymenoptera; Formicidae. Gene Ontology annotation, molecular function: nucleic acid binding; ATP binding; RNA helicase activity. The record is from RefSeq and is a predicted model, not a curated record.
CGCCUAGCUCAUUGCUGCGUUAAUGGCGUAACUUCAGUAGCUUUCUUUUGCGUCGCUGGGACGGCUUUGCUCCCGUUUACGUUCCGUAUGCGAGUUAGUUGGGAGCUAUUUAUUCCUAAUAACAGUAUUUUAAGGAAGGACCGAGACAGGUUUUUCAAUAAAGUGUGAAUAUGGGCCGAUACAGAAGUCGGAGUCGCGACAGAGACAGGCGACGCAGAUCGCGCACACGCUCGCGGAGUAGGUCACCGCGAGACAGAAGGAGCUGGGGCAGCGGAGGCCGCGACCGGCCCUCCGGCAGUCGUAGCAGUCGCGGUCAACCCGGCGCGAAUUUGAGGAAACCGCGAUGGGAUCUCAGCCGACUGGAGCCGUUCAAGAAGGACUUUUACAUCCCUCACGACGCGGUCCAGAAUCGGGAUCUACGUAUCGUGGAACAGUACAGAGUUGAGAAGGAAAUCACGCUGAGAGGCAAGAAUAUACCUAAUCCUGUUUUCGAUUUUGACGAGGCAGGUUUUCCGGAUUACGUCCUGAAGGAGAUCAAGAGGCAAGGGUUCAGCGAACCGACGUCGAUCCAAGCUCAGGGAUGGCCUAUCGCGUUGAGCGGACGGGACAUGGUAGGCAUCGCGUCCACAGGAUCCGGGAAGACGUUGUCCUACAUAUUGCCCGCAAUAGUUCACAUCAAUAGCCAACCGAAAUUAAGCCGCAAGGACGGACCUAUUGCGUUAGUGUUGGCGCCUACGCGAGAACUCGCCCAACAGAUACAGCAAGUUGCCGAUGAUUUUGGGCAUUCGUCGGGCAUCAGGAACACGUGCUUGUACGGUGGGGCGCCGAAGGGCGCGCAAGCCAGAGAUCUGGAUGGUGGUGUAGAAAUAGUCAUUGCUACACCCGGUAGACUGUUAGACUUUCUCGAAUCCGGGAAGACGAAUCUGAAAAGAUGUACAUAUUUGGUGUUAGACGAGGCCGAUCGGAUGUUGGACAUGGGAUUUGAGCCACAGAUCAGAAAGAUUAUAGAGCAAAUUAGACCGGACAGGCAGACGUUAAUGUGGUCGGCCACGUGGCCUAAGGAAGUAAAGAAUUUGGCCGAGGACUUCCUUAAGGAUUACGCUCAGAUCAAUGUCGGUUCCUUGCAGCUCUCCGCGAAUCAUAAUAUAUUGCAAAUAAUUGAUGUGUGUCAGGAUUACGAGAAGGAGACGAAAUUAAGUACUCUCUUGAAGGAGAUAAUGGCGGAAAGCGAGAAUAAGACCAUAGUGUUUAUAGAGACGAAGCGUAGGGUGGACGAGAUAACGAGAAAAAUGAAGCGGGACGGAUGGCCGGCGGUUUGCAUUCACGGCGACAAGACGCAACAGGAACGAGAUUGGGUUUUGCAAGAUUUCAGAUCAGGCAAAGCGCCAAUUCUUGUUGCUACUGACGUUGCAGCGCGUGGUCUUGACGUUGAAGACGUCAAGUUUGUCAUCAAUUUUGACUACCCCUCCUGUUCCGAGGAUUAUGUCCAUCGUAUCGGUCGUACCGGCCGUCGACAGAAAACCGGUACAGCGUACACGUUCUUCACGCCUAACAACGCUAACAAGGCCAACGACCUAAUACAAGUAUUGAAGGAGGCGAAUCAGGUGAUCAAUCCGAAAUUGUUGGAGCUCGCGGAUGGUAAAGCUGGCGGAUAUGGUAGACACAGAGAUCUACAUCGACAGGUGGCAGAAAUCGGUGGCGGUCGCGCGGAGGCGGCGGCGGCGGUGGUGCAGGUGGUGGCGGCGGCGGCGGCGGUCGUAACGGAAAAGAGCGCAGCUACUCGCGAAGCAGAAGUCGAAGUCACAGCAGGGAGCGCAAUGGCCGUGGGAGCCGGCGAAGUUACAGCCGCAGCUACUCGCGAAGUCGUAGCCCUAUCAGCAAUCGUAACGGUAAAUCGCCAUACUACGCGAAGGACUAUUAAUGCCGCUUAAGAGCACAUACAUCCGUCGAUCGAUACUAACAACAAACCGUUUCUUCUCAGAGGUAAUCGGCAAAAGUUACUGGAGUAGCGAAAGAUGAUCUUCCAGUGGCGGGUAAAAAAAAAGUAAUUGCGUGUUACACGCGCGGCGCAGGUAAUUUUUUUUGUCGUUUUACAUCCGGCGUAAAGUGAAUGAAAGUGUGUUCAAAUGUGAGCGAAAUGACUACUCGAAGUACUUGCUUAGCACUCCGCGAGAGAUACAUCCAUCAUUUGCGAUAAAUAAUUAUUUAUGUCCAAUUUGCGGAAACUGUUGCGCUAAUGCGCGUUGCGUAUCACAUUAGAGACCCGUGCACAAGCCCAUAGAAAUUUUGAUAUUCUUAUUAUUAUAUCAUAAAACGAUAUUUAUAUGUAUGCAUAAUAAGGUAUUAGGUCUUGUGCAGAGGAGUCUUUAGUCUGUACCAACGCGCACUAAUGCAUUCUCUCGACGAACUCGUUUUUAGAUUUACACCACAAUAUGAUGAUAUUUUACUGAUGUGUUUACAUGAAUCUCCUAUGUCAGCUUCGAUAUAUUGAUUAUUACUAUCUUAUAUAAGACGGAUCUUUUUUACACCACGUGCUUGUAGGAAUACCAAGGUGUACUUGGAACACGUUUUAAAACAGCUAUUGCUCGUCACGAUAGACGAGUUCUACCGUACCUUUUACUUCCUCUUGCAUUUCUGUUGCAUCUGAUUUCUUCCUUACACUCGAGCGUCAUUAUCUCUCUCUCUCUCUCUUGAAAUACACCAAUUUAGAUUAGAUAAAUAAUACAAGUGCAACUCUCAACGCAAGCUACCGUUUAUAUGUUUUUUAUAACGCUACUCUUCAUGUACACACUACUCCAGUAGUAAAUACGAACAAAAUUGUGAUGUAAGCGAACCGGUAAAUCUAAUCAUUAUACGAAACUAAACUUCCACGGAACGUAGCGUAACUAGUAAUAUAUUUGUAGGUCGUAAUAAAUUAUAGAUGUCUAGAGCGCUUAUUUGUAAUUCAUUCGCAUUUAGACUGCAACAGAUAAAGUUCGAUGUACAGUAUUUCACCAAUGUGACAAAUAAAUUCGUAAUGUCUAUGCUA